Molecule: messenger RNA, 1026 nt
Organism: Microthlaspi erraticum
Lineage: Eukaryota; Viridiplantae; Streptophyta; Magnoliopsida; Brassicales; Brassicaceae
Source: the annotation of a GenBank genome assembly
AUGCCAGGGGAUUGUCGUCUGAUUCAAUUUGACGUCAUCGCUGAAGCCACUAACCAUUUUUCCGAAUCGAAUAUAAUCGGAAAAGGUGGAUACGGCGUCGUAUACAAGGGUGUUUUUGCUGACGGGCAAGGGAUCGCAGUCAAAACAUUGAUUUGUCUCUCGCGACAUGGAAUUCAAGGAUUCAGAAAUGAAGUGGCACUAAUCUCGCGGGUGCAGCACAACAAUUUAGUUAGGUUGCUGGGUUACUGUGAUAACGAGGACCACAAAAUCUUGGUCUAUGAAUUUUUAGAAAACUCCAGUCUUAACAAGUAUAUCUUCGACUCAGCCCGUAGCCCUAUCAUUCUAGAAUGGGAAGAUAGAUUAAAGAUUAUUAAUGGCAUCGCUCGAGGACUUUUAUAUCUUCACCAGGACUCUCGGUAUAGGAUCAUUCAUCUCGAUCUUAAGCCAGAUAACGUGCUGCUCGGCAAGGAUCUUGUCCCAAAAAUCUCCGAUUUUGGGAUGGCAGAGACGCUUAGAAACAAUGAGACGGAAGCUAAUGCGACGACCACGGCCGGAACAUUCGGUUACAUGGCGCCAGAAUACCAAAGCCACGGAAUAUUCUCAGCAAAGUCGGAUGUUUUCAGCUACGGGGUGAUGAUUCUUGAGAUAGUCAGUGGCAAGAAAAACAGGGAUUACCCUAAGCAGAACGAUGGAGACCAGCUUUUAAGCGUCAUAUGGAACAAUUGGAGCCAAGGAAAAGGGCUAGAGAUUGUAGACUCUGUCAUCAUGAACUCACCAUUCGGCUCUAAAACUGAACUCCAGAUCAUUCGAUGCAUCCAGAUUGGACUGUUGUGUGUCCAAGUAGACGCAGAGGAUAGGCCUACAAUGUCGUCGGUGGUGCUGAUGCUCGGAACCGAGACGGUCGAAAUCGGCCAGCCUAAAUCGCCUGUUGAGACUGCAUCCUCCUCGUCGUCGUCGAGACAAGGACAAGAAUUCGAAUCUUCCACUAUUAAUCAGAUCACAGUUUCGGUUUUCGACGCUCGCUAG